UGAAGCCGACGUCCGACAGUUUUGGUAAACAAAAAUCAGCUGUUUUGAUGCUUGCUUCAAAAAUAAUUCGUGGAGUGCAGAUUGAUUUUCUACCGUAAUUAAAUAUACAAAAAUUUUAACGAUGAGACUUCCACUACAAGACUAUUUCCGUUUGCGUAAACUGAAAAGCAACGGCCAACAUUAUGUGUGCAUCAAUUGUGGGUGUCCCGUGCCGGAAUUGUACAGGCGAAUCAGUAGUACUGUACUGAAGAUAACCGACUGCGAAAAGUGCAAGACACCAGCGGACAAGUAUAUCGAGUUCGAAGCGCUGAUAAUUCUUAUUGAUCUGGUCCUGCUCAGCAAAUCAGCCUAUCGACACAUCCUUUACAACUCAAACUGUAAGAACCUGUGGAAGAUUGGCAUUAUACUGAUACUGCUGGAGGCAUACUGCCUGUGGACAGAAACUUUCAGUAAGUUCACCAAUGUAUGCUACCGAUCGGACCAUCCGGAUCCAUUCCUGGCCGAGAAGGGUUUUUACUUGUCAUCCUUACAUAUUCUGAUCGGAACAAUCCUUCUAUACACCUUCGUUUACCUACUGACGAGGAUUAUGCUGCAUUGUGCCAACAUCGGAUCGGAUACUGGCAAAGCCUACCCAUUAGUGCUGCUGCAGGGCACGAUCCUGGCCAGCAUCGCCAAAUUCUUUUUCAUUCCGAUCAUCAUCUGGAAGCAACACACGACCGACUCGGCGAUGGCCAUCCACAUCUCGCUGGUGGUGGCCUAUUUUGUGAUCUCCCUCAUCCAGAUACACUCCGUGGUUAGCCAAUGUUCCUGGACCAAAUCGGCUGUCAUCGUACUUUUAGCAUUCGUAGUCAAAACCUACUUCCUAACUGAAAUCAGUUUAUUUUUAAAUGCAUUGAUGUAAAAUUAUACAUAUUCUAUCAAGUACUAUGAA
Messenger RNA from Aedes aegypti (yellow fever mosquito), 931 nucleotides. It is a transcript of the gene Arv1, whose product is annotated as protein ARV1. The transcript is spliced from 3 exons. Gene Ontology annotation, biological process: regulation of plasma membrane sterol distribution; sphingolipid metabolic process; sterol metabolic process. NCBI's taxonomy places the organism in Eukaryota, Metazoa, Arthropoda, Insecta, Diptera, Culicidae. The coding region runs from base 122 to 901 and encodes 259 amino acids. The record is from RefSeq and is a predicted model, not a curated record. Gene Ontology annotation, cellular component: Golgi apparatus; cortical endoplasmic reticulum.